This is a messenger RNA of Suncus etruscus (white-toothed pygmy shrew), 2422 nucleotides long. It is a transcript of the gene ZNF668, whose product is annotated as zinc finger protein 668. The transcript has 4 exons. The coding region runs from base 342 to 2210 and encodes 622 amino acids. The record is from RefSeq and is a predicted model, not a curated record. Lineage: Eukaryota; Metazoa; Chordata; Mammalia; Eulipotyphla; Soricidae. Gene Ontology annotation, biological process: regulation of transcription by RNA polymerase II. Gene Ontology annotation, molecular function: RNA polymerase II cis-regulatory region sequence-specific DNA binding; DNA-binding transcription factor activity.
CUCACACGCACCCCGCGCUGGGUCCUAACGCCGGCCCCUCCCUGCCAGCGUCCCCGGCUCCGUCGGCCGGAGCAGCUGCUUCUCAUUCCCGCCGAGCUGGCCCGAGUCCCUUCGGGUCGGCCAGGCCUGCUUGUGCGAGAGGCGUGAGGACCCCCGAGCGACUCCGGUGCGGAAGCCAGCCCGAGCGUCCUCAGUUUCCUCAAAAUGGAUGAAUGGCAUAAGCUAGCAAGGAAAUUGCUAGCAAUGACAUAAACUGCAUAGGACUAAUUGAACUCUCCAUCACCAGAGAUACUCCAUGUCAGUGCUGUCCCUCACAGGUCUUCUGACCUGCCUGCAGCACCAUGGAGGUGGAGUCUCCUGAGUCCAGAGCCCCAGCACCUGGCUACAAGCGUUCCGGUCGCAGAUAUAAGUGCCUAUCCUGCACCAAGACAUUUCCAAAUGCACCCAGGGCAGCACGACAUGCUGCCACCCAUGAGCCCGCAGACUCUGUGGAACAGGCAACUGAAGAGACGCUGAAGCCAGAGCCAGAGCCCAAAGCGGAGGAGGCCAGUGGGGACAAAGUGUCAGAUGCCGCAGCUAAGCCCCGUCCUUAUGCAUGUCCCCUGUGCCCCAAGGCCUACAAAACUGCCCCUGAGCUGCGAAGUCAUACGCGGAGCCACACGGGUGAGAAGCCCUUUUCUUGCCCGGAGUGUGGUCGCCGUUUCAUGCAACCAGUGUGCCUGCGUGUACACUUGGCUUCCCAUGCAGGCGAGCUUCCCUUCCGCUGCUCCCACUGCCCCAAGGCCUAUGGGGCACUCUCCAAGCUCAAGAUCCACCAGCGUGGGCACACGGGUGAGCGGCCAUACACCUGUGCUGACUGUGGCAAGAGCUUCGCAGACCCAUCGGUCUUUCGCAAACACCGACGCACCCACGCGGGCCUGCGGCCAUAUGGCUGCGAGCGCUGUGGCAAGGCUUAUGCAGAACUCAAGGAUCUACGCAACCACGAGCGGUCCCACACGGGCGAGCGGCCCUUCCUCUGCUCCGAGUGCGGCAAGAGCUUCUCGCGCUCGUCCUCGCUCACCUGCCACCAGCGCAUCCACGCGGCGCACAAGCCCUACCGCUGCCCGGCCUGCGGCAAGGGCUUCACGCAGCUCAGCUCGUACCAGAGCCACGAGCGCACGCACUCGGGCGAGAAGCCCUUCCUGUGCCCGCGCUGCGGCCGCAUGUUCUCGGACCCGUCGAGCUUCCGGCGCCACCAGCGGGCGCACGAGGGCGUGAAGCCGUACCGCUGCGAGAAGUGCGGCAAGGACUUCCGACAGCCGGCCGACCUGGCCAUGCACCGGCGGGUGCACACCGGGGACCGGCCCUUCAAGUGCCCGCAGUGCGACAAGACCUUCGUGGCGUCCUGGGACCUCAAGCGGCACGCGCUGGUGCACUCGGGCCAGCGGCCCUUCCGCUGCGAGGAGUGCGGGCGCGCCUUCGCCGAGCGGGCCAGCCUCACCAAGCACAGCCGCGUGCACUCGGGCGAGCGCCCGUUCCACUGCAACGCCUGCGGCAAGUCCUUCGUGGUGUCGUCCAGCCUGCGCAAGCACGAGCGCACGCACCGCAGCAGCGAGGCCGGCGCGGCGCCCCCGCAGCCGGAGCUGGUGGUGGGGCUGGCGCUGCCGGUCAGCGUGGCCAGCGAGGGCUCGGCCGCGCCCGCCGCCGCCGGCGUGGGGCUCGGGGACCCGCAGGCGGGGCUGCUCGGACUGCCCCCCGAGUCGGGCGGUGUGAUGACCACGCAGUGGCAAGUGGUGGGCAUGACGCUGGAGCACGUCGAGUGCCCCGACGCGGGGGUGGGGGUGGGAGAGGCCCCUGGCCCCCUGGGGGAGGCCGGUGAGGUAGGGGGUGAGGAGGUCGACGAGAAGGCCCCCCAGUUUGCCUGCCGCGAGUGCAAGGAGACGUUCUCCACGCAGACGCUGCGGCGGAGGCACGAGCGCUCCCACCCGGAGCUGCGGCCCUUUCCCUGCACCGAGUGCGGCAAGAGCUUCUCUGACCGCGCAGGGCUGCGCAAGCACAGCCGCACUCACAGCACUGUGCGCCCCUACCCGUGCCCCCACUGCCCCAAGGCCUUCUUGAGUGCCAGCGACCUGCGCAAGCACGAACGCACCCACCCCGUGACCGUGGACACUUCCACGCCCCUCGAGCCUCUUGUGGCCCUGCUAGAGAUGACUGAAGAUGGACCUGCCUGAGGCCCUGCCGCCACACUCCCAGAGGCUCAGCACCCCAGGGGCCUCUCAAACGUCCUCUGCCCCUAACUCACUCGAGACUAGAUAGAUUCCCACUCCCCAUCCCAGGCAGCGAGCUCCCUUGGCCCAACCAGAGCAAGGAUCAGGAGGCUGGCAGCAGCCGCUGAGAAACCUAGUUCCUUCAAGCAAACACUCAUUAAAGUCACACUUCCAUA